This is a messenger RNA of Tribolium castaneum (red flour beetle), 4101 nucleotides long. RefSeq names its product Phosphatidylinositol 3-kinase 92E (gene Pi3K92E). Gene Ontology annotation, molecular function: 1-phosphatidylinositol-4-phosphate 3-kinase activity; 1-phosphatidylinositol-3-kinase activity. Lineage: Eukaryota; Metazoa; Arthropoda; Insecta; Coleoptera; Tenebrionidae. Gene Ontology annotation, cellular component: cytoplasm; phosphatidylinositol 3-kinase complex; plasma membrane. Gene Ontology annotation, biological process: cell migration; phosphatidylinositol-3-phosphate biosynthetic process; phosphatidylinositol-mediated signaling. The transcript is spliced from 14 exons. The coding region runs from base 241 to 3426 and encodes 1061 amino acids. The record is from RefSeq and is a predicted model, not a curated record.
UUGGCCAAGCAGAUUUGAAUGGAGUUGGGGGAUUUUGGGUUAGUCGGUGUGCCACAUUGUUGUUUUUAUGGGCGAUGGGUGUAUGAUGAAAGCGAUUCAAGGAGAUUAUUUAGAAUAAACAGGUUAACCACAGCAUUAUCUGUGUUUCUCGAAAAUGAAGCAGCAAAAUUUUCCAAGGAAAUAGCUCCCGAGCCGGAAAUUCUAAUCUAGAAUCAAACAGUGAAUUACCAUGAAGUAGUGAUGCGAGAAAACAAUCUCCAAAUGCCUCCAUUUCCCCGAGAAUACUCCCCGGACUUCUGGUCCUUUGACCCAGAAGAUUCCGUGGAAUUGACUUGUCUCAUGCCUAACGGGAUUGUGAUUCUCCUCAAAGUAUCCUACAAUGCCACCCUACUGGACAUCAAAGCGGACUUGUGGGAGGAGGCCCCCAAGUACCCGCUCCAUGGCAAGCUCCACGACAUGUCCUCGUAUGUCUUCACCUGCAUUAAUAGCAUGGCAGAGCGGGAGGAGCUGCAUGACGAGACGAGGAGAAUCUGCGAUGUUAAACCUACUUGCGCUGUACUGAAAAUUGAGUGCCUUGGGAAUGAACCAGAUAACAAGAUCAAUGUCCAGAUCGGGCAUUUGAUAGGGAGGAGUGUUAAAGAAUUUGACGAGUUGAAUAAUCCCGAGAUUAACGAUUUCCGUUUUCAAAUGCGGAAAUUGGGCGAUGAUAUUACGCAGAAACGCUUGAAAUAUACGUGGCUUGAAAAGUUGUAUUAUCAGUUUCCGCCGCGACUGUGUCCCAAAAGCAAAAUCUUUCCGGAAACGCUUGACCAAAAAAAGAAUAUUAAAAUUACUACACGAUUUGAAGAUAAUGAGAAUUCUUUUACGUUCAAUGUCUCUCCUUACAUUUACCCAAACAAAUUAUUGGAAAUGAUUCUCGCGAAAAGGUCCAACGUUUUGAAAAUCAGAUACGACCGUUGUAACGAUUAUGUAUUAAAAGUGUGUGGCCAGGACGAGUAUUUAGUAGGAGAUCACCAACUCAUUCAAUUCCAAUACAUCCAAGACUCUUUAUCUACAGACGUAACUCCUAUUGUGGUCACAGUGAGAGUUAACAAAGUCCCAGUCACUCCUGAUAAUCCCUACGAAUCGUUGGAUAAUUUCGACCACAGGAGAAUGCGGUCGACUUAUUCAACAUUAACAUGGCGUAAAAGAGCCCACAAGUCGGCUUGGGAUAUUCAGAGGAAGUUUAGUGUGACUUUGAACGCAGUCAGCGGAUUGAAUUGUGAUAUGAGGAAAACAAAUGAGAUUGGCAUUCAGGUGGGAUUGUUUCAUGGGGGAAAGUCGCUUUGCGAAAGACUUAAAGCUUCCAUCCAACCAAUAAACGAAAAGAAUGAAAGUUUUUUUCGUGAGACUUUAGUUUUUGAUAUCUUAGUGUGCAAUAUACCCAGAAAUGCGAAAUUGUGUUUUUGCAUUUAUGAAGUUCCUAAAUCUAGUAAGUUAGUUAGAACGAAAAAAGGCAAAGAAUAUGGAAAUAAUAAGGAGUCUAUUACUCCUAUAGCUUGGGCUAAUACGACCGUUUACGAUUUUAAAAACCAGCUGAGAAAUGGCGCAAUGACACUUUACAUGUGGACUUUUGCCAACGAUUUGAUGUGUGAGGAUAUAUUUAAUGCUUUAGGGAAUGUUGUUAAUAAUCCGAAUAAAAGUGCAACGGCCUUAACACUACAUCUUAAUAGUUUCGCCGAGGAUCAAACGAUUUAUUAUCCAACGACGGAAGCAAUGAUUAAUUUUGCUCAGGAAAACAAAAGCAAAUAUAUUAGUAACAGUAUUGAAUACAAUCCGACGAACAUCGAACAUUGUCAGAAAAUUCUUACCGAAAAUGACAAUUUGUUUGAGGUUCAUGAACAGGAUCGAAAAAAUAUCUGGCUGUUGAAAGACUAUUGGAAAAAACAAAAUCCGGAAGUCCUUCCUAAGCUGUUAUCUUCGAUUGACUGGGAUACUCGUGAAGUGGUGAGCGAUGUAGCUGCACUAUUAAAAGACUGGCCUAAGCUUCCGCCUGAGAAAGCAUUAGAAUUAUUAGAUUAUGCAUAUCCUGAUCAGAGAGUUCGGAGUUUUGCAGUUGAAUGUCUGGACGAUGUCAGUGACGAGGACUUACUUCUUUAUCUCUUACAAUUAGUACAAGCAAUCAAACACGAAAUGUAUCUAGAAUGUGAUUUAGUAAAAUUUCUAAUAAAACGAGCGCUAAAUAAUCAAAAGAUCGGUCACUACUUAUUCUGGCAUCUCAAAUCCGAGCUGCAAGUCCCAUCUGUAUCGGUCCGGUUCGGACUUAUUCUGGAAGCCUAUUGCAGAGGGAGUCAGGAACACAUGCCUGUGUUGUUAAAACAGUUAGAAUUUCUCGAUAAGUUGAAGAACAGUCGAGAACACGUCAAGAACAAAAGCAAGGAAAAGGCUAAAUCAAAUCUCAAAGAUUACUUAACAGAGUGCCACAUUGACGAGACCGUGCAAAACAUUAGGAGCCCGCUGGACCCCAGUUUCCGGUGCUCUAAAAUAAAAUUAGACAGAUGUAGGAUUAUGGAUAGCAAAAUGCGGCCGUUGUGGAUCGUUCUCCAGAAUUACGAUCCGUUCGGAGACGAUGUUUACAUUAUUUUCAAAGACGGCGACGACUUGAGACAAGAUAUGCUCACGUUGCAGAUGUUGAAGAUUAUGGAUAGAUUGUGGAAGAGCGAAGGGUUGGAUUUAAGAUUGAGUCCGUACAAUUGCAUAUCGUUAGGAGAUAGGGCCGGUAUGAUUGAAGUAGUGCUCAACGCGGAGACCAUUGCCAACAUCCAGAAGGACAAGGGCGUGUUUUCGGCCACUUCGGCCUUCCGCAAGGGCUCGAUUUUGGCUUGGUUGAGAGACCACAACCCGACGGAGUCAGCUCUCAACAAGGCCAUCAACGAGUUCACCCUUUCGUGUGCCGGCUAUUGCGUCGCGACGUACGUCUUGGGCGUCGCGGAUCGCCAUUCUGACAAUAUAAUGGUCAAAAAAUCAGGUCAACUGUUUCACAUCGACUUUGGCCACAUUUUGGGCCAUUUUAAGGAGAAAUUUGGGAUAAAACGGGAAAGAGUCCCGUUUGUGUUGACCCACGACUUUGAAUAUGUCAUAAACAAGGGGCAGAAGACGACGCUUGAGUUUAAAAUUUUUCAGGAGUAUUGUGAGAAGGCUUUUGUCAUUUUGCGAAAACAUGGGAGUUUGAUUUUGUCGCUGUGUGCGAUGAUGAUUUCGACCGGUUUGCCCGAGUUGAGUUCGGAGAAGGACUUGAAUUACAUCAGAGACACUUUGGCCCUGUCGAAGUCGGAGGAGGAGGCGCUAAACCACUUUAGGAAUAAAUUCGACGAAGCUUUGUCGAACUCGUGGAAGACUUCGUUGAAUUGGGCGUCGCAUAACUUAGCGAAGAAUAAUAAAGCAUGAGCUAACGAUUUUGUUGCCAAUCAAAGUGCCAAUAUAAUUUAGUAAUAUCACUAGUGAAUUAAUCAAAUUUUGUACAUAUUGUUGUCGAUUUAGUUGUGGAAUUUUCUAUCUGGAGCAAUUUUUUAAAUUAGGUCAAGGAUAUCAGGGAAAUGGAAUUUCCGAAAUUUAGUACCUAAAGAGCGAAUAUUUUCAUUGAGUUUAGGGUUAGACUUGACGACCAUGACAAUAGUCGUACCUUUUGCUUAGUUUGAUAUUUCUAGUUAAAAUUCGGUUCUCACAACAACGUUAAUGCCACGCAAUGCAAUUUCUUUUAAGUCGUACUGAUGCGAGUACUAAAAAUGUUUUUUUUUAUAAUUUUAAUUAGGUCUUAGCUACAACACGCGUGAUUUGGGUUUUACAAAAGGCACGCGCAAGGUGCACAUUUAUGAUUUAUUUAUUACGUAACUAUUCGUCUUGAUCUUGGGAACUUAUAUAUUUUACGGUUUUAUCGUUUCUGUUCAUUUAAAAUGUUGUGUGAGGUACACAUUAAAAUAUUUGAAUCCCAAGAGAAAAGGAGAAUAGCAGCCAUUAGACAAAAUGAAUGUUUCUAAUAUUAUUUGUAUUACGCUGAUUUAUGUACAAAUAUUUAAGUUUCAUUAUAUGUAAACUAUAUACAAUAAAAUGUGUCUUUAUUUA